GCCACGUUCCAGAGUGGUCGAGUCAGUCGGCAGACCAACCCAAAACACAACAAGUCACAGAGCAAGCACAGUAAUUUUGGAACAAUCUUUUGGGGCUAUUGGAGGAUAUUCGGAGAUGGGUGAUGCAGCGUUUGAAUUCACGGAGAACGGUGACGGUGAUGGUCAAAUUAGCAGACGAGGGAGUCAAAUUCAGAGUCUCGUGAUAGAUAUACACCCUUUGAGUAGCUACUAUUUUGGGUCCAAAGAGGCAAUUCCCUCCAAGGAUGCGACCAUGGCCGAUCGUGUUCAGAGAAUGAAAUCCAACUAUUCUGCUCAUGGAUUGAGGACUUGUGUGGAAGCAGUUAUUCUGGUUGAGCUGUUUAAACAUCCUCAUAUGCUGCUUUUGCAAAUAAGAAAUUCCAUCUUUAAGCUUCCUGGGGGUCGGUUAAGACCUGGAGAAUCAGAGAUUGAUGGAUUGAAACGCAAGUUGUCAAGGAAGCUUUCGGGGAAUGGAAAUGGCGAUGGUACAGAGUGGGAGGUUGGAGAAUUCCUUGGCAAGUGGUGGAGGCCGGACUUUGAAACAUUGCUCUAUCCUUAUUUGUCACAUAAUGUUAAAAAGCCUAAGGAAUGCACAAAACUUUACCUUGUAAAGUUGCCAGAGAGUAGAAAAUUCAUUGUACCGAAAAAUCUAAAAUUGCUUGCAGUUCCUUUGUGUCAGAUUCACGAAAAUCACAAGACAUAUGGACCGAUAAUAUCAGGGGUCCCACAAUUGCUAUCCAAGUUCUGCUUCAACAUUAUGGAAACUUAAUAACUAAGACACUUAUAUAUAAUACAUACAUCUAUAUAUUCUGUAUGAUAUUGAGUGAGUGAGUGAGUAUAUAAAGUCUGCUGUAGGAUUACGUGUUGGGAAAAGUUUCAGGGAUUCUUGAUUAUACUAUAUUUCUUUCUUUUCUAUGGGAAAACGACAGACUGAGUUUUUGUAUUUUGUACUAUUGAACACCAUUAAUAAUAAUUACUUUUUUUUUCAAAA
Molecule: messenger RNA, 1009 nt
Organism: Humulus lupulus (European hop)
Lineage: Eukaryota; Viridiplantae; Streptophyta; Magnoliopsida; Rosales; Cannabaceae
Product: pre-mRNA cleavage factor Im 25 kDa subunit 1
Exons: 8
Coding region: 116-787 (223 amino acids)
Cellular component (GO): mRNA cleavage factor complex
Molecular function (GO): mRNA binding
Source: RefSeq, a predicted model, not a curated record